AAAUACAAUACAUCUCUAAAAAUUCAAAAAUUAAGUAAAUAAAUUAUAGCCAUAGGUACAGAAUUAUGGCGCCCUUCAAGUAAUUUAUUCAUAUGAUGCAUGUUCUCAAGAAAUUGUUGUUGCAGGCACCAUGUUCCCGCAAUAUGUGUACUAUUACAACACCACACUUGAACUACAUGAUUAAUCCUCACAUUGAUAACAACAACGUAAAACAAGCUCACAAAUUGUUAGAUGAGAACCCUUUAUCCUGCAACAUUGUUUCAUGGAACAUGAUUAUGACUGCUUACGUGCAACACAAUCAAAUCGGACUCGCUCAUAACCUGUUCGAUAAAAUGCCCCACAAAGACGCAGUUUCAUGGAACAUCAUGCUAUCUGGUUUUCAUAGAACCAGAAACUCGGAGGGACUGUACAACUGUUUCUUGCAAAUGGGAAGAGCUGGUGUAGUGCCCAAUGACUAUACUGUCUCUACAUUGCUAAGAGCGGUUGGUAGUACUGAGUUGGAUGUUUUGGUCAAUCAAGUUCAUGCUAUUGCGUUCCAUUUAGGACUUAACUUAAAUGUAUUUGUUGGGUCUUCUUUGAUUAGAGCUUAUGCGAGUUUGAGAGAGGAAGAUGCUUUGAGGAAAGCGUUUGAUGAUAUAUUGAUGAAAGAUGUUACAUCUUGGAAUGCUUUGGUUUCUAGUUAUAUGGAAUUGGGAAGAACGGUUGAUGCUCAGACAACGUUUGAUCUAAUGCCUCGAAGAAAUGUAAUUUCUUGGACUACUUUGGUUAAUGGUUAUGUCAAGAACAAGAGAGUUAAUAAAGCUCGGUCUGUUUUUGACGAAAUAAACGAGAGAAAUGUGGUUUCUUGGACGGUAAUGAUAAGUGGGUAUGUGCAAAACAAGAGAUUUAUGGAUGCAUUGAAGCUUUUUGUUCUUAUGUUUAAGACUGAAACUCGUCCCAAUCAUUUCACAUUUUCAAGUGUAUUGGAUGCGUGUGCGGGUUCUUCGUCUCUUCUGAUGGGGCUGCAGGUUCACCUGUGUAUCAUCAAGUCUGGGAUACGAAAUGAUGUUAUUUGGUUGACCUCGCUGGUUGAUAUGUAUGCAAAAUGUGGAGAUAUGGAUGCAGCGUUUUGUGUUUUUGAGUCUAUUACGGAUAAGAAUUUGGUAUCUUGGAAUGCGAUAAUUGGAGGUUAUGCAAGCCAUGGGCUAGCUGCUCGAGCACUGGAGGAGUUUGAUAGGAUGAAAAUUGUUGGCGUAACGCCUGAUGAAGUUACAUUUGUGAAUGUGUUGUCAGCGUGUGUGCAUGCUGGUUUUGUUGAAGAGGGCAAAAAGCACUUCACUGAUAUGCUGACCAAGUAUGGAAUGCAAGCAGAGAUGGAGCAUUAUAGUUGCAUGGUGGAUUUAUAUGGAAGAGCAGGGAAAUUUGAUGAAGCAGAAAAAUUAAUCAAGAAUAUGCCAUUUGAGCCUGAUGUGGUGUUGUGGGGUGCUUUACUUGCAGCUUGUGGUCUGCAUUCAAAUUUGGAACUUGGACAGUAUGCGGCUGAGAGGAUUCGCAGAUUGGAAAGCAAUCAUCCUGUUUCUUACUCGAUGCUUACAAAAAUCCAAGGUGAGAAAGGAAUGUGGAGCAAUGUGAAUGAUUUGAGGGACAGAAUGAAGGAGAAAGGAAUAAAAAAGCAGAAUGCAAUUAGUUGGGUUGAGUGAUCUCCCUCUGUGCCUCGUGUGAUAAAAACUGUGCAAUUCAAACAAUUGUAGAGGUUAAUCUGAAAGCUCCUGCAUGGGAAUGAUUAUAUUGAAGCCUAUAAGUGUAAGCCAAUUGGAAACCCCGUGUAUAUGCAAUUACUAACAAAGCCAUAGAAGAAAUGAUACAGGCAGUUGUAACUUGUGCAAGUAUACUGGCCACAACUCAAUGUUUGUGUUUGCAAGUUUAAUGAAUGCCUUGUUACAAGUCACCCAUUGGAGGCACCUCAGCUGGCCCAACAGCAAACCCAACCGUUACUGUGUUUGAUCCAGGAAAGAGUAGUAGGUGCAAGAGAAACAGCACUCAACCAAAGAGAUUGUCUGAUUACUAUGUCAGCAAUAAGUAGCUUGAAUUUAACAUAAUCUAGAAGAAGUAUGACCCAGCUAGUUUGUUAUGAAUUCUGUUGAACAUUUAUUCAACACAUAUUCUGGUGUAAGGCUAGCUGCUAUAUAUGCCUUGUAUCGUGACUACAUGAAUAUCGAUGAGAACUUAGUCUCUCGUCUUCUUCAUCUAAUUUCUCAGAAGGCCCUCUAUCCUUGAAUUUAGAGUUCCCUUAACAAGUUUGGUAUAGAAGUCUCCCAUAUUGGGGCCAUGAUAAGUUUUCUCAAGAUUUUGAACAGAAAUUUGUUCGACACAUUACUUAGGAACUCAUGAUAAGUUUCCCUCGAUUUUGAAGGAUAAAGUGAAAAUCGUAUCAUAUACACAAUGCGAAAUUCUCCUGCACAUUCUCCACCUUGCAAACAAGUAGUCUUGCAUUUAACAUUAGUAAGUCUGUUGUUUUUCUGAUAAUUUUUAGUAUUCCUUCUGUAAUAAAGAAAAUUUGUGAGGACUAAUUUUUUUACUAUUCUUGUGACAAACUUUCUACCUUUCUAUUUGAAAGGCCAGACUUUGCAGAUGCAAUUUAGGUAGAUUAACUGUUAGGUCUAAGUUCUCUAACUAUCCAUUUCAGAUGAACAUGCCGCAGGAGUUCUUUGAUUGGCUUCGGAAUUGAUUUUGUUGUUAUUUUAGCAUACAUUCUGUCUUGUAGACCUUACUGGUGCCUUUUAUGAACCUUAACAAUUUGUUUCAUCUUUUAGAAGUUGCAGAAUAAGGAUUUCUCUUUGGUAUUUUUUCUACUUUUCUUUAUACAUUGUAAUUGCAAUGGUCAUCCCCUUAUCCAGGCCAUG
This is a messenger RNA of Vicia villosa (hairy vetch), 2882 nucleotides long. RefSeq names its product pentatricopeptide repeat-containing protein At4g02750-like. The transcript has 2 exons. The coding region runs from base 93 to 1679 and encodes 528 amino acids. NCBI's taxonomy places the organism in Eukaryota, Viridiplantae, Streptophyta, Magnoliopsida, Fabales, Fabaceae. Gene Ontology annotation, molecular function: RNA binding; protein binding. Gene Ontology annotation, biological process: RNA modification. The record is from RefSeq and is a predicted model, not a curated record.